Cercopithifilaria johnstoni is the source of this 504-nucleotide messenger RNA. Lineage: Eukaryota; Metazoa; Nematoda; Chromadorea; Rhabditida; Onchocercidae. The record is from the annotation of a GenBank genome assembly.
AUGUUCGCACAACUUUUUCUUUUGUCGCUAUUUCAACUUAUUGCUUCACAAGUGGCAUAUACCGCACAAUACAACGAUUACAAUCCAUUACUGGAAAAGAAUUCUGAUCGAACGCUCAAUAUCCUAGCAUUUCCAUGCAAUCAAUUUUAUUUGCAAGAACCAGCUGAAAAUCAUGAAUUAUUGAAUGGUUUGAAAUAUGUUAGACCAGGAAAUGGCUGGGAACCGCACAAAAAUUUGCAUAUUUUUGGUAAACUUGAUGUCAACGGUGAAAAUCAGCAUGCACUUUACAAAUUUUUGAAGGAUAAUUGCCCGCCAACGGUGCCAAUAAUUGGAAAGCGUCAUGAAUUGAUGUACAAUCCGAUCGGUACAAAUGAUGUCACCUGGAAUUUUGAAAAAUUCUUGAUUGAUAAAAAAGGUCAUCCACGUUAUCGCUUCCAUCCAGAAACUUGGAUUCAAGGAACUGCUGUACAGCCGUACAUCGAUGAAUUGGAGCGUGAAGUGUAA